This is a messenger RNA of Octopus bimaculoides (California two-spot octopus), 1424 nucleotides long. RefSeq names its product activating signal cointegrator 1 complex subunit 1. The record is from RefSeq and is a predicted model, not a curated record. Gene Ontology annotation, molecular function: RNA binding. Gene Ontology annotation, cellular component: nucleus. Lineage: Eukaryota; Metazoa; Mollusca; Cephalopoda; Octopoda; Octopodidae. Gene Ontology annotation, biological process: DNA alkylation repair; regulation of DNA-templated transcription.
CCUUAUUUGAGAAAUUGGUAACACGAAUAGCCAAUACGCGUGCGCCGAAUUGGCGGAACUGAAUAUAAUCCCCGGCUACCUGCUUUGCUCAGUGAAACGUGAUUAUUUAAAGCGAGAAUAUUUUUGUUUCGCUUAGUAUGGAGGUUCUAAGGCCUAGUUUAUUGAAAAUUGGCAACAGAAUUUAUCGCAAGUAUCCAACCUCACAGACUGAAAGUAAACAAGCUAAAGAUGAGUUAUUUGAGGAUUAUGCAGAAUAUGCAAAAGAUGAAAGCUGUGACAAUGUUGAGGUUGUUGCGACAGAAAAAGGAUUUGAGGGGAAAAUGUCCAUAGCAAGUGAAUAUUUCAAAUACAUUAUUGGCAAGAAAGGAGAAACAAAAAAAAGGAUAGAGAAUGAGACACGAACCCAAAUACGUAUUCCUACAAGGGGCCAGGAUGGAGAUAUUGUAAUCCUGGGUCGAGACAAGAAAGGUGUGGUUUCUGCAUAUACCCGAUUGGAAUUACUGGUUAUUUCAGCAAGACAGAAACAACCUUUCACACACUUCCUCUCUAUUCCAAUCACAGCCAAAUCUAUACACAAUCAAGUUUUGGAGUUUAAAGAAGAUGUGCUUCGAGAAUGUGAUGGGGAUUUGGGUUUGGAUGCAUCGAUCUUUCAAAAUUGUCAGAAGCUGCAUUUAACUAUUGGAACAUUGGUGUUACUAAGUGAAUCAGAGGUUGAAAAAGCUACAGAAUUACUAAACAAAUGCAAUGAAAAUUUAAUUCGGCCACUUUUAAAAGAUGAACCCCUUCACUGUCAGCUUGUUGGUUUGGAAUAUAUGAAUGAUGAUCCUGGAGCUGUAGACGUUCUUUAUAUUAAAGUAAUCCAACCAGAAAAUUCUGAAAGGCUUGAAGUAUUGUGUAAUCAGUUAGUUGAGAAAUUCACAAUGGCAGGAUUAAUGCAGAAGGACUACGACCGUGUGAAAUUACAUGCAACCAUAAUGAAUACGCUAUUUCGCAGUGAUCCUUCAGGUGUUGCUCGCGUUCAAUCUAAUCGUGGAACCCCAAGAAAAUCUUUUGAUGCUAAACAAAUAUUAAAGAAAUUUGGAAACUUUAACUUUGGUCCAUACUAUAUUGGAGAAAUUCAUCUUUCAAACAGAUAUUCUUCUGGGAAAGAUGGUUAUUAUAUACCAGCUGCUGUUAUCAAGUUGCCAUGAUGAAAAAAGGGAAAAUGGCACCUUGCUCAAAUUUUGUGUCUUCAUGACUGUAUGGUUUGAUUGAAAGGGCCAUGCACCUAUCUUGACUUGUUACUUAAUACUAAGUAUUAAUAUUGACUGAUGUGGAAAACAAAUCAUCUGUUCACUAUUUGUUACAUUUGUUUCAUCACCAGGUGAUACUGGUUUCAUGAAUAACUUCUUGUAAUUCAUAAAUAAAAAUUUUAUUCUUAAAAA